Tigriopus californicus is the source of this 2290-nucleotide messenger RNA. It is a transcript of the gene Kaz, whose product is annotated as E3 ubiquitin-protein transferase MAEA-like. The coding region runs from base 296 to 1459 and encodes 387 amino acids. The record is from RefSeq and is a predicted model, not a curated record. The transcript is spliced from 2 exons. Gene Ontology annotation, cellular component: GID complex; cytoplasm; nucleus. NCBI's taxonomy places the organism in Eukaryota, Metazoa, Arthropoda, Copepoda, Harpacticoida, Harpacticidae. Gene Ontology annotation, biological process: proteasome-mediated ubiquitin-dependent protein catabolic process. Gene Ontology annotation, molecular function: protein binding; ubiquitin protein ligase activity.
CCACAGCAGAGUCAUAGAGUCACCAUAGAGUGACAGAGCCGAACAAAGACUCACGGCCAAAGGUCAUCUCCAAACUGGACAGCUGAAUGAGGACCCUCCGGGACCCUCCGGGACCCUCCUUUGUUUUAUUAAUUGGCUGCGUGCAUGCAGUGUACUAGGUGUCAGUAGUGUCAGUAGUACACCGCGUUGUUGUUUCAGCUGAAGAAUUUCAGCAUUGGACGGCAUCUAUUUUCUCGAAAAGCCGCCAUCAAGUGUCAAUUCGCUUGAACGGAGGAAAGAGCUCACGAAGCUCAAAAUGUCCGACCUACGCUCGUUGGAGCAUCCCACUCUCAAAGUGCCUUACGAAAUGCUGAACAAGCGUUUCCGCAGUGCCCAGAAGACCAUCGAGCGAGAAAUGUCCCACGUGACCACGGCCAGGAACACCUUGGAGAGGAAUCUUCACUCGCCUGAAAACCUCAGCGAUUUGGCCACCAGCCUCGAUGUGCUCGUCGAAAAGAUGGAGCAAUUCCAGUCCAAGGCCGAUGAGGCCGUCCAAUCCGAGGUAGCCGUUAUGGAGAACCUCAAACAGCGCCUCACCUACUUGAAGGGUGGGUGUGUCCCGGAGCACGAUGAAACGCCGGCCUUGCGAGCCUGGCAAAAGACCAGGGUGGAUCGCAUGUUGGUGGAGCAUUUCCUCCGAUCCGGAUUCUAUAACUCUGCCAUCAAAUUAGCUCAGGUGGCAAAAAUUGAAGAUCUGACCAAUAUCAAUCUGUUCUUAGUGGCCAAGGAAGUCGAGGAGGCACUGCUCAAGAAGGAUACCAGCCAAUGUCUCAAUUGGUGCCACGACAACAAAUCGAAAAUGCGGAAAAUGAAGUCCACCCUCGAGUUCAACGUUCGCUUGCAAGAGUUUAUUGAAAUGGUGAAACAGAACCGUAAAAUGGACGCAGUGAAGCACGCCCGAAGGUUUUUGAGCACCACCGAGCACGAACAGAUGGCCACGGUCCAACAAGGCAUGGCCUUAUUGGCUUUUCCCCCUGGUACCCGGAUUCAACCCUAUUGUGACAUGUUCAAAGAAAGCCGUUGGCAAGAGCUCAUAGAGCAAUUUCGAGCCGAAAACUACCGAUUAUUUCAGCUCUCGAAUCAAUCGGUCUUCUCCGUGGCCCUACAGGCCGGUUUGUCAGCCUUGAAGACUCAGAAAUGCUAUUCAGAUCGCAACUUCGAAUGUCCUGUGUGUCAAGUGCCAUUGAAUGGCCUGGCUGAACAUCUACCUUUCGCUCAUUGCUCCCAAUCCAAGCUAAUUUGUUACAUUACGGGCAAACCUUUGAACGAGAACAAUCAGCCCAUGAUGCUGCCCAAUGGGUACGUCUACGGCGAAGAUGCUCUCUCAAGCAUGUCCAUGGGCAACGAUGGCCGAAUUGUCUGUCCCCGGACAAAAGAGAUCUAUUCAUUCACCGAAGCUGAGAAAGCCUUUGUCAUGUAAAUCAUUCAAGAACUAAUAACACUUUAAAAACGAAGAAUUUGCACUCGAGUUUUCGAGGAAGAAACUUACAUUAGUAUUGAACCUUGGAGUCUAGAAAUAAGGAACACAGAACACAACCUCAUGAAAGGUUCACACGGCAUCCUGAAUUACGGCAUUACUUCGGGCUGGACAGAACCGUGAUCGUUCGAAUUCGAGGAUUGUUUGAGAACUGGAUCCGUAAGGGGUGCUCCUAAUAAUGCCUUUCUUGAAUCUACAUCGGAUCCAUCAUUAGACCUAGGAUGCGGGUUGUCGGCAUUCGUAAUAAUUGUGACAUCUUCACUGGAGUCGGGAGAUUGACCAAUACUUUGAGACUCUUCUUUCACGCUUUCACCUUUUCUUAGGGGAUUAUAACUCUCAGUAACUUCAUCACUCUUAUUCAACUCGGGUUCUUCGGCUUCCGAUUUGACUUUGGCAUGUUCGGAAGAUGUCACGGUUGCUGCUGGCUCGUCUCCGUUUUUCUGAGAAUCUACGUCUGCCUUGUUUGAUCCGGGCGAUGGCGAGGCCAAUUCAAUCAAGUUAUACUUGCGGUAGUGAGCGUAAUUGGGCAAGACACCUAUGCAACAAUUGCCUUUCAUCACUUCGACCAUGACGGUCAAGUUGGGUUUCUUAAAGUCCACUUUGGCUGCGUCAUUGACUUGGCGAACCAGACGACCGAUCAUCCGGGUGAUGUGAUCUUUGUUCAAGUUGCUAUUGAGUCGACAUUUGAAUUGAACUGCGUAGCUGACCUCUGAUUUGCCCUUAAACCAUCGCGGAAGGAUGGUCUGAAUGGCCUUCUCGAUAGCCGUCUCUUGA